Zonotrichia albicollis (white-throated sparrow) is the source of this 2185-nucleotide messenger RNA. The record is from RefSeq and is a predicted model, not a curated record. Lineage: Eukaryota; Metazoa; Chordata; Aves; Passeriformes; Passerellidae.
CUGGGGCGGAGGCGGGAAGGACGGAGGCGCUGAGGGGCCGCAGUGUUACAGCUGAAGCAGACAGGAGCAAAGCUGGCCAUGCCCUCUGAGGGGGCACAGUACACCAUAGGGGGGGUGAAGAUCCUGUUCCCCUGCAAGGCUUACCCCUCCCAGCUGGCCAUGAUGAACGCUAUUGUGAAAGGCUUGAAUAACAGGCAGCACUGUUUGCUGGAGAGCCCCACAGGAAGUGGCAAAAGCUUGGCAUUACUUUGUUCUGCACUAUCAUGGCAGCAGGCUUUGUAUGAGAAGUCAGUGCCAAGCUCGUCGUGUGACAAGGAGGACAGGAAGGCAGCGCCAUCCCCGCCCUGUCACUGCAGGUGUCACUCCCAGGCCAGGAGCAGCGAGGCUGCAGCGAGUGGGACUCCCAGUGCUCCUUGUUCUGCCAGUUAUCCUGAGCCAGGAACUUCCAGGAGACCUGGCAGCCCUCUGCCAAGCACAGAAUGUAAGGAAAGUGAAACACUAGCUUCAAAGCUGUCUGCCAAAAAGAAGUUAUCCCUUCAUGCCAGUGAGAAUGAUGAUUUCCAGGUGGACAGGAAGAGGAUUCGUCCUUUAGAGACAGAGCAGCAGGUGAGAAAACGUCACUGCCUUGCCAAAGGAGUGCAGCUGGUUGAUGCUCUGGAGGUUUAUCAUCAGAGGAAAAAUGGAGAGCUGAUUGUUCACUCUGAAAAAAGCAUGAAAACCACUACUUGUUCUCCCCAAACACUGUGCUUCUGGGAAGGAGCCAGGUAAAGAUCCCAGUCACACAAAGAAGAAAGAGAACGGAGAUCGGUUGUGUGUUCCCAAAAUUUUUUUUGGGACACGAACACACAAGCAAAUCAGCCAGAUCAGCAGGGAGCUGAAGAGGACAGCGUAUUCCUGUGUGCCCAUGACAAUCCUGUCCAGCAGGGAUUACACCUGCAUUCAUCCUGUGGUGUCCAACAGUGGCAACAGGAGUGAGAUGUGUGUAGAGUUGCUGGAAGGAAAACAUGGCAAGUCCUGCUCUUUUUACCACGGUGUUCACAAGCUGAGUGAGCAGCCUGCCCUGCAGCCUGGCCAUGGGCUGUACCAGGCCUGGGACAUUGAGGACCUGGUGAGGCUGGGCAGGAAACUUCGUGCCUGCCCCUACUUUGCAGCCAGGGAGCUGAUGGUGGGGGCAGACAUCGUCUUCUGUCCCUACAACUAUCUGCUGGACCCACAGAUCCGGGACAGCAUGGACAUUAACCUGAAGGACCAAGUAGUCAUUUUGGAUGAAGCCCACAACAUUGAGGACUGUGCUCGGGAGUCCGUGAGCUACGGGGUCAGCGAGAGGCAGCUGCGCGCUGCCCGCGAGGAGCUCGACUUCAUGGUCAGCAACAGCAUCAGGCAGAAGCACCACGAGCCCCUCCGAGCUGUCUGCUGCUCCCUGAUCAACUGGCUGCAGGAGAGCUCUGGGCAGCUGGUGGAGAGAGCCUUUGAAAGUGCCUGCAAGGUGUGGAGUGGCAAAGAAAUGCUCAACUUUCUGCACCAAAUGGGAAUAACUGGCAUCACUUUCCCCAUUUUACAGAAACAUCUUGCUGCUGUCCUGGAAAAAGAAGAAAAAGUUUCUAUGCAUGGGAGAGAGGAAAUUAUUGAGGUGCCAGUUGUGAGCCCUGCAGCACAGAUCGUGCUCAAAGGCCUGUUCAUGGUCCUUUCCUGUCUCUUCAAAGAGAACAGCAGGUUUGCAGAUGAUUACAGGGUUGCUCUACAACAAACUUACACCUGGAUGACUGAAGACCAACGUGAUGAUGCAGAUAAAAGUUCCUUCUUCCCAAGGCCCAAGCACAAAAAGAGUUCAAGGCAGAAAACCCUUGUCCACAUGCUGAACUUCUGGUGCUUGAACCCUGCUGUGGCUUUUUCUGACUUAAAUGAAGUCAGAACAAUUGUUCUGACCUCAGGCACUCUCUCUCCCAUGGAUUCCUUUUCCUCAGAGCUUGGUGUGAAGUUUUCCAUUCAGCUGGAGGCCAAUCACGUUAUCAGGAAUUCCCAGGUGUGGGUUGGCACAGUGGGCACCGGCCCCAGCGGGCGGCAGCUCUGUGCCACCUUCCAGCACACCGAGACCUUCGAGUUCCAGGACGAGGUGGGGGCCCUGCUGCUGUCGGUCUGUCAGACACUCGGCCAAGGGAUUUUGUGCUUUUUGCCAUCCUACAAG